Leptinotarsa decemlineata (Colorado potato beetle) is the source of this 874-nucleotide messenger RNA. RefSeq names its product defective proboscis extension response 7. Gene Ontology annotation, biological process: synapse organization. Lineage: Eukaryota; Metazoa; Arthropoda; Insecta; Coleoptera; Chrysomelidae. Gene Ontology annotation, cellular component: neuron projection membrane. The record is from RefSeq and is a predicted model, not a curated record.
GUUUCCUGGAUGCGAAAGCGAGACCUGCACAUCCUCACCUCUGGGAUCCACACGUACACGGGGGACGGCCGGUUCAGCGUUCGACAUCCAGAGCACAGCGACGACUGGGACCUCCGCAUCGAGUAUGUCCAGAAACGCGAUGGAGGCGUCUACGAGUGCCAGGUGAACACGGAGCCGAAAAUUAAUCUGGCCAUCAUGCUCAAUGUCGACGACUUAUCCUCCCUUGCUGCCACGCAUCCAGGCCCUCGAUCCAAAGAUGCUCAGGCUUCGAUAUCGGGUCCACCAGAAGUCUAUGUCAAGAAAGGCAGCACCAUCUCCCUAACCUGCACAGUGAAUGUUCAUUCCACACCUCCUUCGUCGGUUCUUUGGUACCAUGGACAUUCAGUGGUGGAUUUUGAUUCUCCUAGAGGUGGUAUCAGCCUGGAAACAGAAAAAACAGAAGCUGGUACUACGAGUAAACUACUGGUCACUAAAGCCUUGCUAACUGACACGGGAAAUUACACGUGUAUGCCGUCCAAUGCGAGUCCGGCGUCAACUGUAGUACACGUAUUGAAUGGGGAACACCCAGCGGCGAUGCAGACUAGCAGGGCGGGAUCCACUCACCAGAUGGCGUUGCUGGCUUCACUUUCCCUGCUGGCAGUCGUUUCAACUAGAUGAUUAUAUCUCCAAUAAAUAUUAAUCAAUUCUGUGCUCAUCUCAAUCUAGACUGUCUGAGUGAAGUGAGCCUGGCGAGGGGUCCGGGAAAAUUAGUUUCUGAAACGUCUUCAUAACGGUGGUGAAAAAAGCUCAACGAUUUUAUCGGUGAUAGUCAAGUGAUGGAUUAUUAAAUUUCCGCUGAAUUUAUGCAAGAUUUGGCAAGGUGUGUAACAAAUGU